Molecule: messenger RNA, 4767 nt
Organism: Hemicordylus capensis (graceful crag lizard)
Lineage: Eukaryota; Metazoa; Chordata; Lepidosauria; Squamata; Cordylidae
Gene: ULK4
Product: unc-51 like kinase 4
Exons: 36
Coding region: 366-4064 (1232 amino acids)
Biological process (GO): protein phosphorylation
Molecular function (GO): protein kinase activity; ATP binding
Source: RefSeq, a predicted model, not a curated record
AUCCGGGAAUCGUUCGCGGAUAUAGGAAGGCGGGAGAGCGCGCGCGAGGAAACAUCCAGCGUAUGAUUGGGAGGGCGUCGCCCCAGUAUCUCAACGGGGUGCUCACUGUUGUUUCCGGCGUCUCGCGUCGUCUCUAAGAGACGGAGGAAGGGGUUGGGUUACUUCAAAAGGGGGAAAGCGAGCUUGGCAACGUUGUUUUUCCGAGUCCUGAAUAUUUAUGCAGAAGUCAGCUGUUGUCGAAAGUGGGGGGAAAACACAGUCCGUUCUCACCGGUCGGGCUCCCCACCUCAUAUGUCCAAGCAGGAAGGUGGUGUUUGUUACAGAAUUGGUUGUCUUAAUUUGAUGAGUGCAAUACCACUUUCAUCAUGGAAAACUUUAUUUUGUAUGAAGAGAUUGGAAGAGGAAGCAAGACAGUUGUUUAUAAAGGCAGAAGAAAGGGAACUAUUAAUUUUGUGGCUAUUUUGUGUACCGAUAAGUGCAAGAGAGCUGAAAUAACAAACUGGGUACGCCUUACACAUGAAAUUAAGCACAAGAACAUUGUAACGUUUCAUGAAUGGUAUGAAACAAGCAACCAUCUCUGGCUUGUAGUGGAAUUAUGCACAGGUGGGUCACUAGAAAUGGUAAUUGCUCAGGAUCAACAUCUACCUGAAGAUGUUGUGAGAGAAUUUGGUAUUGAUUUGGUUACUGGACUCCGUCAUAUUCAUGAUCUUGGAAUUCUCUUUUGUGACCUUACACCUGGAAAAAUUCUCCUGGAAGGGCCUGGUACCCUGAAGUUCAGCAACUUCUGCUCAUCUAAAGCAGAGGGCGAAAACCUGGAAGAUUUUUUUGCUUUAAUUGGAACAGAGGAAGGGGGAGGUGAUAGUGGUGAGAAAACAGAACCAAGAAAUCUGAAAAACAAAUCCAGCGGUUCAUCAACAUACCUUGCUCCAGAAGUGAUCAAGGGAGCUGACUUCUCUGUAGCCAGUGAUCUGUGGUCAUUGGGCUGUUUGCUAUAUGAAAUGUUUUCAGGAAGACCUCCAUUCUUCUCAGAAAGCUUUACAGAAUUAACAGAACAUAUUUUACAUCAUGAUCCUUUCUUGCCUAGAGAACAAGGGUCUGCACCUUUAAAACCAUCUCCAGACUUCCUUAGCUUGCUUAAGUCUUUGCUCCAAAAGGAUCCUCAGAAGAGACUGACCUGGGCGGAGCUGUUAGAACAUCCUUUCUGGAAAGAUUGUUUUAUCCAAACUCCCAGGGAAUCUCUGUCUAGCCAAGACACAAGUUCCAGUGGUGGAAAUGGUGAACCAUUUACACCUGGAAAGUAUAAGGAUCACUUAGACAGUCAAGGAAAUUCAGACAUUAGUAUCUCUCCAGGAACAGAAAACAAACUUAACAGAUCUUUCAAGCUUGAAAAUCCAGAAGAUUUGCGCCCUAAAAGUGCCGUUGAUGGUGAAUCAAAUGAGUCUAUAUUUCUUCUCAGUUCUCGGCCCACACCUAGAACUAGCACUGGAGUAGAAAUUAACAGCGCUGCUGCUGUUCUGACUCCAAAUUCAGUACGCACAGCAGCAUCUCCAUCUUCACUAAAGGAUAAAAACACAUUCUACAGCCAGCAGGAUAUAGAAUCCAAAGUGAAAGAGCUUAUCUACAUGGAGUCUGACCUUAUUGUAACACCUAUUCUUGACAAUCCAAAGAUAGCAAAGCAAGCACCAGUGAGAUUUGAUAUGAAAAAUUUACAUAUACCAGCAUAUUCAGCUGAGAAGCUGUCAAUGCUACAAGAAGCAGAAUUGAAUGACUUCUUGCAACACGUAGGUCAGCUGAUUGACUCUCCAGAGAAGACUACAGGGGCAGCCCGAGCUAAACUGAAUUUACUUUGCUACCUCUGCAAUGUUGUUGGCAAUAAGGAAGUAGCAACUAGGUUAAUUAGCACACCGCUGUUCCCUGUAUUACUACAACAGUUGCGGAUAGCUCCAAACUGGGAUAUACGUGCUAAAGCAGCCCGAGUGAUUGGUUUACUGGCAUUGCAUGCAGCUGAACUUAAAGAGAAUGUUCCCAUUAUAGAGGCUGUCACUCUCUUAACUGAACUGAUCAGAGAGAACUUCAGGAACAGCAAAUUAAAACAAUGCCUUUUACCUACCCUUGGGGAGUUGCUUUAUCUUGUGGCUAGCCAGAAAGAAAAAAAAGAGCACCCUAGAGAGUGCUGGGUCCUUCCUUCAGCUGCUUACACUGUGCUAAUGAGGUGCCUUCGGGAAGGGGAGGACCGUAUUGUAAACCAUAUGGCAGCCAAGAUUGUUGAAAAUGUCUGUUCCACUUUCUCUUGUCACACUCAAGGAUUUAUUACUGGAGAAAUUGGCCCAGUAUUAUGGUAUCUUUUUACACAUUCAACUAUAGAUUCCUUGAGAAUUACUGCUAUUUCGGCAUUAUGCAAAAUUACUCGUCACUCACCCAGUGCUUUCCAGAGUGUCAUUGAAAAGGUGGGAUUACCUGCUGUGAUAAACUCACUGGCAACUGGAAUAUGCAAAGUUCAACAUUACAUGAUGACUAUGUUCUCUGCUAUGUUGUCAUGUGGAAUUCACCUGCAGAGGCUGAUUCAAGAAAAGGACUUUGUGACAACGGUUAUCCGACUAUUUGAAAGUCCUUCCACUUCCAUUCGAGCAAAAGCUUUUUUGGUUCUGUUACAAAUUUUAAUAAACAAUAAAGAGAUUCUUCUUCUGAGCUGCCAAGCAAGACUGGUGAUGUACAUUGAAAGAGACAGCAGAAAGGCCACGCCAGGAAAGGAGCAGCAAAGCAGCAAUGAAUACCUGUCAAAAUGCCUGGAUCUUCUCAUCUAUCACAUUGUGCAGGAGCUGCCGCAAAUUCUAGGUGGCAUUCUUUCUGCAUUAGCCAAUGUAUCAGGACGUAAACAUCCAUCAACAAUUCAAGCUAAACAACUGAAGGGGUGCCUUCCGAUGAUGCCUGUAAUACUUCAUCUUGUGACAUCCCAGGUGUUUCGUCCCCAAAUUGUAACUGAGGAGUUUCUUUGCAACUAUGGAAAUUUAUUGAAUUUUGUCAAAUCAAUAGAUUCAGGAGAAAUUAACAUAGAUGGAGUAAUAGGUCAAACAGCUUCAGAAGAGCUAAUUAAGACUGCUUUAUCAACAUUUGAAGCAAUAAUACAACAUCCAGUCUUGUUGAUACAUUACUGCUCAACAGUUGUGGAUUGCAUCCUCCCACCCUUAGUUUCUUUGGUCUCCAGUCAAAAUGUGGAAUGGAGACUCUUCAGCUUGCGGUUGCUCUCAGAAACCACAUCACUGCUUGUGAGCCACAAGGUCAUGGCUGAAGAGAGAGAGAACCUUAACUCAAACAACAAACUUCUGUCUCUCAUUAAAGACUCAUUGCUGCCUCAAUUUGAACAAAUUCUCAUGGCACCUGAUCCAGUACCAGCUUAUGCUCUGAAGUUGUUAGUGGCCCUUACUGAGUACAGCUCUGCUUUUACAUGUCUUGUUGAAGAAAUUAAUCUUGUUCCAACCAUUUUCCAAGUCAUUCUGGAGCACCAGAAUGCACUGCUGGGAAAUACAAUGCAGAGUGCAGUUGCAGUCUUAAAUAACCUGGUUUCCUAUAAAAAUAGAAACAUGACUUUACUUUAUGAACAAGGUCUUGUCCAUCACAUCUGUAAUCUCCUAAUAGAAACUGCCACUUUGUAUUUGGAUGUGGAUGAUAAAAGCAACAUCAAGACAACAAAUGUAUUGCUCCUCUCGUUGCUUGACAUUUUGCACCACAUGCUGAUAUAUACUGCUAAUAUUGUCCGCCUGACGCUACAGGCACAAAAAUCUGGCAUAGGAGGGGACACUCAACCUGCUGAAGACCUUCUGCGUAUUAACAAACCCUUGACAGACUUAAUUAGCCUGCUUAUUCAGCUGCUUCCAAGUGAGGAUACUGAAGUAUAUGAGAAUGCAUCACAGUGCUUAUCCGUGUUACUUCAGCUCUAUGGUGGGGAAAGUGUGGAUAGUAUGUCUUCAGAAAACAUGGACAGCUUUGCUGAAGUACUACAGUUGAAAAACCAAAUAAAAGAUCAGAAGCUUUUGUUGAGAGUAAUUAAAAGAAUGUUUUUUUAGGUUGGCGUGUAGGAGUGAGGUAGAUUUGACAACAGAAUGCCAUUAUGAAGUAAGCUUUAAGGGUAAUGGAUAUCCUGGUUCUUCAGAUUGCAUUGAAUGACAUAUCUCAAUUUGUAGUGUUAAGAGUGCUUAAGACUCCAUAAGUACCUGUUGAAUACUCUUGAGGAUCCCUAUAAAAGUGAACCACCAUCCUGGCAUAGAUUCUAUUAAUAUAACGAAGCACCAUUACAAAAAAAGCCAUCAGCCUAUGACUGCCUAGUACCUGAUGAAUCCAUGCUUUGAGAAGGCUGCUAAUCUGAAACUAUGAUUCGCAAGUGAUGUUUAAAAAUAGCAUUUGAAAUGCGGUUGUGCUUUCAGUAUAUUUCACAAUAAUUGACUUUUUUAGGUUUAGAUGGUGUUGCAAUUCACAUGUUCAGGGAUGAAACCUAAACAUUUUGAAUUAUGAAAGACAAGCUAGUUAAACAUUUAUAAUUGUGCUGUCACUUUUUCAAACUAUUAAAAUGUAGUGUUUUUAUAAGAACAUCAUUAUAAAUUUAUAACAAAUGUAAUUUGUAUAGAGAUGAAGAUGUACUGGUCUAUGGGCAUGAAUUACAGUAUUAGAUUUCACACCACAGGUGGUUUUUCUGGGAUAGUGUGUCCCCUUGAUUAGCACAGAAUGGAUCAAAUUGACAUGAGUUCAUAAUAAAUUGGGUGCUUUAGUUUA